Molecule: messenger RNA, 1666 nt
Organism: Cornus florida
Lineage: Eukaryota; Viridiplantae; Streptophyta; Magnoliopsida; Cornales; Cornaceae
Product: embryogenesis-associated protein EMB8
Exons: 8
Coding region: 36-1316 (426 amino acids)
Molecular function (GO): short-chain carboxylesterase activity; monoacylglycerol lipase activity
Source: RefSeq, a predicted model, not a curated record
GCCCCACUUAUCUACCGGUAGACAACAUCCCACCAAUGGUGAGAGCCUGCAUAGGCUCUGCAGCCCCUCUUGCCUCCUCACGACUCCCAUAUCCGCCAAAGCUCACACCAAAUAAUACCCUCCGCCUCCGCUCCGCCGUACACGCCACCACCACCACCGCCGCCACAAUGCCCGACCACCACCAUCCCCACCCGUCGCUCGAAGUUGUCGGUGGAGCUCUUAGCUCUUUCCUCCCCGCAUUCACAACUCUGAACCGUCCGUACAAUCCCUUUCCCCUAAUUGGAUGGAAUCGGCACGUCGAGACCAUCUUUGCCGCCUUCUUUCGCUCUCUCCCGGACGUCAGAUUCAGGCGUGUGUGUCUCAGGACCAAGGAUGACGGCGCCGUCUCCCUCGACUGGGUCUCCGGCGACGACGAUCAGCUACCGCCCGAUUCCCCUGUCCUCAUUUUACUUCCAGGUCUAACUGGAGGGAGUGAGGAUACUUACGUGAGGCAUAUGCUGGUUAGAGCCAGAAGUAAAGGAUGGCGAGUUGUGGUGUUCAACAGUCGUGGCUGUGGAGAUAGCCCUGUGAUCACACCUCAGUUCUAUUCAGCUUCAUUUAUAGAAGAUCUUCGUGAAGUCGUGACACAUGUUUCCACUCGGUACCCAAAAGCCAAUCUGUAUGCUGCUGGGUGGUCUCUUGGAGCAAAUAUUCUUGUUCGAUAUCUGGGUCAGGAAUCUCAUACUUGCCCUCUCUCUGGUGCUGUAUCCCUUUGUAAUCCUUUCAACUUGGUCAUUGCCGAUGAGGAUUUCCAUAAGGGCUUUAACAAUGUUUAUGACAAAGCUCUUGCAACUAGUCUCUGCAAAAUUUUCAAGAAGCAUGCUCUUCUAUUUGAAGACAUGGGAGGUGAAUAUAACAUUCCAAUGGUUGCCAAUGCGAAGUCUGUCAGAGAAUUUGAUGAAGGACUUACCCGAGUUUCAUUUGGCUUCAAGUCAGUGGAUGACUACUACUCCAACUCAAGUAGUUCAGAUUCCAUAAAAAACGUGUGCACUCCUUUGCUUUGCAUCCAGGCUGGAAAUGAUCCAAUUGCUCCAUCUAGGGGAAUUCCUCGUAAAGAUAUUAAGGAAAAUCCAAACUGUAUGUUGAUAGUUACACCUAAAGGUGGCCAUUUAGGGUGGGUUGCAGGUGCUGAAGCUCCACGCGGAUGUCCUUGGACUGAUCCUCAUGUGAUGGAUUUCCUGGAACAUCUGGAAAGAGAAAGACCUGAUGCCACUGCAUCUCGCAGUAAAUCCGAAGGUUUUCAGCAAAUAGAGGGAUUGCACCACCUAGAGGUAUAGCUAGCAAAUGAUUUCUAAGAAGGCGACUCAGGCACAACACCAGGGAGGUCCAUGCCCUAAUAACUUCCAAAACUAGUACCUUUUUUCUGGUUGAAUGCGGAGAAAUGUACAACUACAGAAGUAAAAUUAUUGGUAGCUUGUGUGUGUCAUAAGCCAAUUCUGUAUUUGGCAAUGGCAAGAAACCUUUUCGGAUAUUAUUCCGUAAAUUUCUUAUUGAUUAAGGGCUUACAACAUAAUAUUACUUUGGCAAUUUGAAAGUUUGCAUACGCAUUUUAAUUGGUGAAAACUGUAUGUGAACGAGCCUCAGUACUUAACAAAUAUGAUAUUGAAAGACGUGGUUUUCAUUUGAA